UUUCUGUGACAACAACAAAAUGGAACUGAUAAGAUAAGCGAGCUUUUCAAAUCACGAAACAUUUGGAGUCGAAACUUACGUACAAGUGUGUUUUUCAAAGUAUAUUUUCACUCAUACCAAAGUUGUUACUGGACUCUCAACAAUGUCUUCAAAUCCGGACGAAGCAAGUGCCACCAUGCAUGAUUUUGGAGAUAUCAAAGACGAUGAGCAUGCAAUGACCGAAUCCUACACUGAAAUCAGUCAAAGUUCAUCUAUUAGCCCUGCCAGACGACCAAGUCAGUUGAAUCUGAAAUGUGAAGUAAUGUCUGAAAAACUGAAAGUAUUGGAAUAUCUUGACCAACUUGAAGGUGUAGUCCGUCAGGAAGGAGAUAUGGUAACAUUUGUUGCCGAAGACCUAGAAACCAAAAUCAAGCUUUCUAGCCCGCCAGCCAGGAAAGAAGGUCCUGUUCCGAGAGGCUGGCCUCUCAAACCUCUGCUAGAUAACCCUAUCUUGAACGAGCUAGAAUUGGAGGCAAGUCGCAUUGCGUCUUCUGUAGACACACUGACUGAAAACCUUGCUGGUAUUCUACACAGUGUUUCAGCCUUAACUGUUGAUUGUUUAGACACCUAUAGAGAUGUUGUUUGCAAAACCUGUGACGCCGUUGAUCUAAAUAUCAAAUCGACCUAUCAAUUGAUGGCAAAAUGUGAGGAAUUAGGAAAGGAGAUGGAACCAGUUUAUGCCCUAGCCAAUCAAAUAAAAGAAAUCAAAAGGCUCUUAGACCUUCUUGAAAAUGCAGCCAACAUAUCCUGAACUCUCGUGAAUACUCUUGAACCUGUUUCUUCCUGUAUGGCACCACAACUAAUGCUGUCUUCUUUCUAUUUGGAUAUUGCUUUGAAGUGGUUUGUUCUGUUGUUUGUGAACGCAGAAUGAGAAAAUUGGUACCUUCGAUUGCCAACCUCAAGCAAGGAAGGAGAAUCAGUGAAUAGUGGAAUGUUCAAUGAUUCAAUUUAUCUACGCUCAUCUUAUUUACCAAGUCAAAGUGGACACCAAUAGCAUUCCCUUGACAGCGAUUUAUACCACUAUUUGUUGAGGCUAUUAAUAAUGCGAAAAUAAUUACAUUCAAAGGUCAGAAAAUUAUCACCAUUGUAAGAGAAUUCAGGAAAAAAUCAUUUUAUCUUGGUUAGCUCAAUUUGAUCUACUUGUACAGUAGCAUGAAGACCAAAAAACCUGCACUAGAGCACCCUCACUUUAACCCCAUGCCAGCUAAAGACGUGUUUACACAUCAUUGUGAGAUAUCUUUCGUUGAGCAGAAGUGCUCUCUCAAAACGAAUAUACAGGGUGAUCUAGAGUUAAACAGCCAGACUUCUAUGGUUCAAAAUAAGACUUUUUUGCUGUAUAAAGUUUUUUUUUUCCAAAAGUGCUCCCAGUCGGAGCUACGAUCCCCCAAAAUUUCGGAAAGUAAAUCGUUUUCCCUGAAUUUUGGCAAUGGUUGUGAACCAAAUCUCAUGAAAAUGUGUACUUUCCUGUACUUUUAUGCCCUGAAUUCAUAAAUGAUCCAAAAAAAAAUCGAAAUCUCAUUUUAAAGAGGGGUUUGGGGUUUUUUUGACUUCUGCAGUCUGGCCGCUUACCCAUGGAUCACCCUGUAUACAUUUGUGAUUAGUGCAGUAUAUUUUCCAAAUUUUUGGAAUAAAAUCUACUUUUUUGCAUGAUUUUCUUUUUCGAAUCUUGAAGAGGGUGAUUACACGUGUACUUUAGCUAUCAUCGGCAAAGGGUUUAAAGCUGGUCUGACGCUUCUAGUAGAGUGGAAGUUCGCUGAAAUAUGAGAACAGUCAUAGUUGGUGCUGCAAAAUUUUCUUUGAAGAUGGAAAAAGAUUUUUCUGUUGCAACAAAAUCGUCAAGAAGUUCCAUCAGGCUAACAAGUAAGUAGUUUAAAAAAUAAACUGCAUCAAUCACCAGAUAAAAAAAGUAUCCCAACACCCUCUUAAACUGAAGGGUGGAAAAAAGUUUGAUUCCCGCCCAGCAAAAUUGAAAGUAUGUUAAAAUACACAAUGAAAAUUAUGUCAUUGAAGCCUCAAGAGUAUAAAAAAUAUGUUUUUGUAAAAAUAUUUCUAAUAACUCUUCAUUUCCUGGAUGACUGUGAAAUAUGCAAGGGGGUUAAAUUAUUAGUUCACUUUUCUUUUCUCCUGAGAGAAUUCGAAAGAAAUAGAACCUAUGUUUGAAGAAAUGAGUUUUGACUUUUCAAUCCCAAGAAGAAAUUCUGUAAACGUCGAGCUUUUACGUUCGCUAUUUUUGGUUUGAAAACAUGAGGUAAUCGAGUCAUCUACUGCAAAAGGAAGUGCAUACCAUAAUUUCUUCUACCUUCGUUUUAUUUUUUACCUGCAAUCAACAAUCAAAUCAUCAGGUAAUGCAGUGUAUCAGUGGAGGAAACUGUGGUAUACAGUAUUAUGGCAAAUAACAUCAAUAAUCUUGUUUUUUGAAGGUAAUAUCUUCUCAACUGCGGGGCAUUGAAAUUUGGCACUGAGACAAAUUUAAUUGUCCUCUGUGUGUAGUAUGUCCAUUCUAGCUUGAUUACAUGGAUAUAUCAAUGGACCCAUGAAUUGUGAGAAGAGUCUUUUGGUUUGGGCUUACGUUCUUUAAUCAUGUAUUUUUGUGAGUUAAAAAUUGUGUUCAACAAAGUUUACCUAACUGUUGGUAGAAACUUAUCACUAUUGUUAUGUAUUCUUACUUUAUUUAGUCAUUCCUGUUUUUUUAAGAUAUUUUUCUUUUCCUGUUCAAAAUAUAAAUUAAUUUAAUUACGCUUAAAA
Messenger RNA from Bemisia tabaci, 2784 nucleotides. RefSeq names its product Bprotein-1 related complex subunit 6 (gene BORCS6). Lineage: Eukaryota; Metazoa; Arthropoda; Insecta; Hemiptera; Aleyrodidae. Gene Ontology annotation, cellular component: BORC complex. The record is from RefSeq and is a predicted model, not a curated record. Gene Ontology annotation, biological process: lysosome localization.